CGCUCAGAAAUGACAACAAAAUCCUAACAAUAUAUUCUCCUCCGAGAAUAUCAUACUUGAAAUCAAUAUAUUGUUCUCUCGUUUCAAUAUAGCUAUAUUGUUUUAUUUAGUUAGAGAAGACAGCAUCUACUCCAUUCCAUAGAAGUGUUGACUAAUCGCAGAGUAGAUGGAACAUGUACAUCUUGCUGCUGAGGAAGAUGACCUGUACUCGGGCUACAACGACUACAAUCCAACAUUUGAUUCAGAGGAACUUGACAAUGAUGCUGGUUUUCAGCAAGCAGUCAGAACAAGCCAUGGGAGAAGGCCCCCCAUGACUGCCAAGUUUCCUGGCACUGCCAUUGGAGGACGGGCUUUGGGGACCUCUUUUGGAGUAGAGAGCAGGUUUGGCAGUGAGAGCAGGCUUCUGAAGUCUAGGAUGCCCAUGGCCUCAUCUAUGGGCAGACCCAUGACUGGUGCUGUACAGGAUGGAGCAGCUAGGCCUAUGACUGCAGUCAGAGCAGCAGGCUACUCUUCAGCCAUGACCAGAGGGUCUACAUUUGACCCACUGGGUCAGUCCAAAGGACCAGCUCCUCCGUUGGAGGGCAAAAGUGAAGAUACGCCGGAUGAGAAGGUGAAGAUCCUGGAGAAGAAGGUGAACGACCUGAUAGAGGAGAGCUGCCUGGCGCACGGCCGUGGAGACCUACAGUUGUCCCUAGAUAGAGCCAAAGAGGCAGGGCGGAAGGAGAGAGCACUGGUGAGACAGAGGGAGCAGUCAGGCAAUGCAGACCACAUCAACCUGGACCUCACAUACUCUGUCUUGUUUAACUUGGCAACUCAGUACGCUAACAAUGACAUGUACGCGGAGGCCCUGAACACUUACCAGGUCAUCGUAAAGAACAAGAUGUUCAGUAAUGCAGGAAGGUUAAAAGUGAACAUGGCCAACAUCUACUUCAAGCAGAAAAACUACCCCAAGGCCAUCAAGUUCUACCGCAUGGCCCUGGACCAGAUCUCCAACUCCCACAAGGAGAUGAGGAUCAAGAUCAUGCAGAACAUCGGUGUGGUCUUCAUCCGCAUGGGCCAGUACUCUGACGCCAUCACCUCCUUUGAACACAUCAUGAGCGAGAGCCCCAACAUUAAGACAGGCUUUAACCUGAUCCUGUGUUACUACGCCAUCGGAGACAGAGAGAGGAUGAAGAAGGCCUUUCAGAAGCUCAUCUGUGUUCCUCUGGGGAUCGACGAGGAGGACAAGUACAUCCCACCCAACGAUGAUACACAUGCCAACCUGGUUAUUGAAGCCAUCAAGAACGACAAGCUUCACCAGAUGGAGAGAGAACGUAAAGCCCUGGCUGAGAAAUUCAUCAUGACAUCGGCCAAGCUCAUCGCCCCAUCCAUCGAGGCGACGUUCGCCGCCGGAUUUGACUGGUGUGUGGACAUGGUGAAGAGUUCCCAGUACGUAGAACUGGCCAAUGACCUAGAGAUCAACAAAGCCAUCACCUACCUGAGACAGAGGGACUUCAACCAGCUUGAGGCUGUGGAGACUCUGAAGACGUUUGAGAAGAAAGACAGCAGAGUGAAGAGUGCUGCAGCCACUAACCUCUCCUUCCUCUACUUCCUGGAGAAAGACUACGACCAGGCUGACCGCUAUGCCGACCUGGCCAUGACAGCCGACCGCUACAACCCAGCGGCGCUCAUCAACAAGGGCAACACAGUGUUUGUGAAGAAGGACUAUGAGAAGGCUGCAGAGUUCUACAAGGAGGCUCUCCGGAAUGACUCGUCCUGCACUGAGGCCCUAUAUAACCUGGGUUUGACCUAUAAGCGUCUGGGGCGUCUGGAGGAGUCUCUGGACUGUUUUCUGAAGCUCCACGCCAUCCUGAGGAAUAGCGCCCAAGUCAUGUGGCAGCUAGCCAACCUCUUUGAGAUGUUGGAGGACCCCCACCAGGCAAUAGAGUGGUUGAUGCAACUGAUCACUGUGACGCCCACAGACCCCCAGGUGUUGGCCAAACUGGGAGAGCUCUACGACAGCGAGGGAGACAAGUCUCAGGCGUUUCAGUACUACCAAGAGUCCUUCAGAUAUUUCCCCUCCAACAUUGACGUUAUUGAGUGGCUGGGGGCCUACUACAUUGACACUCAGUUCUGUGAGAAGGCCAUCCAGUACUUUGAGAGAGCCACACUAAUCCAGCCAACUCAGGUGAAAUGGCAGCUUAUGGUGGCCAGCUGCUACAGAAGAAGUGGAAACUACCAGAAAGCCCUGGAGACUUACAAAGACAUCCACCGGAAAUUCCCGGAAAACGUUGAAUGCCUGCGUUUCCUGGUGAGGCUGUGCACAGACAUGGGGAUGAAAGAGGUCCAGGACUACGCCACCAAACUGAAGAAGGUGGAGAAGAUGAAAGAGAUCAGAGAACAGCGGGUGAAGUCGGCGAGGGAGGGCAGCGCUAGAGGCACCCGGAGAGAGGGCAGCGCCAGCAGUGAGGUGGAUGUCAAAGCAGUCUCUCACCCUGAGCCUAAACACAGUCCUCUGCUGGACCAGGGGAGAGACAGUGGACACAGCAGUCAUGGCACCAGCGCCAAGGGGGAGAGGCUGAGCGCCAAGAUGAGGGCACUUCCUGGCUCCAACGAACCCUACGAGGCCAGCAGCCAGCGAGACAUAGAUGCAUCUUACGUGGAUCCACUGGGGGCUCCGAUGGAGAGACCAAAGACUGCAGCUAAGAAGCGCAAUGAAGAUGACGACUUUGCUGAUGAAGAGCUGGGAGAUGACCUACUACCGGAGUAGCCAGCUGCAGUUCCCCUGCUUUUCUCCUCCCUCUUCCUUGAAGAUUAAAUGAGUUGGGUAUUCCCCCCCAAAAAAGUAUAUUUACAAAUGGAAACGAUGUGAGUUUGACUCAAGCCUCCCUUAUACAUUCAGGCAAACCUAUGGCGUAAACUGAGAUUAAUAUUUUCCCAUAUGCUAGUCUGGUUGCAUUUUAUCAACUGGAAACUUUGUGGAAAUUCCAUUGUCAUUAACUCUAUGCUACCCUCAGGAUAGUAAUACAGUUUUAACCCAGUUUAGAGACUCUUCAUUUAAAUGAAUACUUUAUAGGCUACAGAUGUUUAUUUUUUGCAAUGCAAUAUUUAUUGUAAUUUGCUACAGGCAAAUUCUGUUCUGAUUGAGGUAAAGAAGCACAUGUAUCUCUCUGAUUUGUCUUGUGAACUAUUUUCAAAUGAUUGAAAAUUAUACAAUAUUUUUUCACCGUACAAUUGUGGAUGUGUUGCACAUGGGGAUGUGUGAAACUUACUCCUUAGCCUGGUGUCCCCACUUGGUAAGACGCUUCAGGAGUGCGGUCACGUGUGCUAGCAAGGCAGAGGUCCCAAGUUCGCACCAGGUAUGGGCCGAAUCAUGAGGAAGUGGCAUAUGGUAUGGGCUGCGGACAGUAAGGGUGCUGAGGCUGCUGCAGCACCCCCUGAAAAAUCAGAAUAAAAAAAUAUAUAUA
Molecule: messenger RNA, 3446 nt
Organism: Coregonus clupeaformis (lake whitefish)
Lineage: Eukaryota; Metazoa; Chordata; Actinopteri; Salmoniformes; Salmonidae
Gene: ift88
Product: intraflagellar transport 88 homolog
Exons: 29
Coding region: 167-2749 (860 amino acids)
Biological process (GO): intraciliary transport; non-motile cilium assembly; kidney development
Cellular component (GO): ciliary basal body; ciliary base; non-motile cilium
Molecular function (GO): kinesin binding
Source: RefSeq, a predicted model, not a curated record